GUAACAGUCAGCUGACCCGGAAGUGGGCGGAGCUGUGUUCCUGUCAGGUGACUGUGUAUAAGAGGAAGCGGCCGGUGCUCGGUGUCAUUGUGUCGCCGUCUCUUCUCUCCUUUUUCAGGCUUCUCCUCCCGGCUCCGGCCCCCACAGCCCCCGGCACCAUGGCCCUGAGCGACGCCGACGUCCAGAAGCAGAUCAAGCACAUGAUGGCGUUCAUCGAACAAGAAGCCAACGAGAAAGCAGAGGAGAUCGACGCCAAGGCGGAGGAGGAGUUUAACAUCGAGAAGGGUCGUCUGGUGCAGACCCAGAGGCUGAAGAUCAUGGAGUAUUACGAGAAGAAGGAGAAGCAGAUCGAGCAGCAGAAGAAGAUUCAGAUGUCCAACCUGAUGAACCAGGCCCGGCUGAAGGUCCUCAAGGCGCGAGACGACCUCAUCUCUGAUCUUCUGAAUGAGGCCAAGCAGCGGCUGGCACGUGUGGUGAAGGACACGGCUCGGUACCAGGCGCUGCUGGAAGGACUCAUCCUGCAGGGUCUAUACCAGCUGCUGGAGUCCAGAGUGGUGAUCCGGUGCCGUAAGCAGGACCUGCCCCUGGUCAAGGCGUCUGUACAGAAGAGUAUCCCCGUAUACAAGGCGGCCACAAAGAGGGAGAUCGAGGUGAUCAUUGACCAGGAUCAUCAUCUCGCCCCCGAAGUCUCUGGGGGCAUCGAGGUUUAUAACGGAGACGGGAAGAUCAAGGUGGCGAAUACUCUGGAGAGCCGACUGGAUCUGAUCGCUCAGCAGAUGAUGCCUGAGAUCAGAGUCGCUUUAUUUGGGGCCAAUACAAACCGCAAGUUCCUGGACUGAGUGUUCCUGCUCACUGCCAUAUACUGCCCCCUGCUGUACAGAGAAGAGAUUAUUCUGAAUAUUUUACGCUCCAGUGUCGUUUCUUUUGUUGCCCUCUUUAUAGAUCUGUGUUAUAGGCUUAAGCCUCCCCCUGUUUUGGGGUCUCUCCUGUAGACAUGGCGGCAGUGAGAGGAUCCUGUGGCGCUUCCUCACUGUCACCUGUCGUGCAGCACUACCCCCAUCAUCUCCUCCUGUAUGACCAUGGUGGCCAUUGUGAAGUUGUCUUUUAUUUAUUACAAUUAAAAUGUGUGAACCUC
Hyla sarda is the source of this 1135-nucleotide messenger RNA. RefSeq names its product ATPase H+ transporting V1 subunit E1 (gene ATP6V1E1). Gene Ontology annotation, molecular function: proton-transporting ATPase activity, rotational mechanism. The record is from RefSeq and is a predicted model, not a curated record. Gene Ontology annotation, biological process: proton transmembrane transport. The transcript is spliced from 9 exons. Gene Ontology annotation, cellular component: proton-transporting two-sector ATPase complex, catalytic domain. Bases 159 to 839 code for a protein of 226 amino acids. Lineage: Eukaryota; Metazoa; Chordata; Amphibia; Anura; Hylidae.